GUACAGGGAACAUAAAGUGCUGGAAUAAGAUGAAUCCAACUAUUAACAGCAGCCCAGACUCCCCUUCCCCCCAGGACAUAACUUACCCCCGGCUCCACUGCAGAUUGAAUGCUGUGCCACAGAUGGCAUCGAUGGGACCACCGCCCGUGUUGAGCUCCCUCUGGACAGGCGGCGCUUCUCCGGACAGCCGCGGAGACUACUACGACGGCCCGCACGAAGAGUACUCCGACGGCCGCUACGAUGGCGACUACGAGGGCGACUACUCGAUGCCCACCGAGGAGGACCAAGAGGAGGAGUCGUGCUCUUGUCAGAGCCAGACCUGUCAGAGCCAGAGCGAGUUCAGCUCGAUAGAACGCACCGAGUCGGACUCGGAGUGGGAGGAGCUCUCCGACGGCCCUUCCCCCAGGGUCUCCCCGCUGGAGUCCCUCGGCGCAGUCGUGCUCUCCACAAUGCAGCCGGAGCACCGUCUACGCAUGGUGGCCUUGUACCACCUACAGAUGCUGUGCUGCGCGGUGUUCUGGCUGGUCGAGAAGACCGUGGGCGUCAACGAAACCGUCGGCUCGACGCGCCUCCGAUUGUGGAACAAGUUCAAGCUGCGCACCAUCCAGCGCCAGUUGCUGUGGCGCAUGGCCAAUGCCCGGGGCGUGCUCAUGACCACGCCCUGGCUGUUCUUCCUCAGCCUCCUGGGAUUCAUCCUGUCCCUGGCGGCGCUCCUGAAGAAGACCGUCAAGGAGCUGGUGUUCCAGAUACGCCUGCACCUCGUGCUCUAGGGGGCAGCCAUCGAGCAGAAAGCAGCAAGCAGUAUGCAAUCACACGCUGACAGAAGACAAACGUCCACACGCCCGACACUCCACCCCUCCCCUCAGAGAUGUUUGCACUUCCAUUUGGGCAUCUAUUUUCGUUGAUGCCAGAAUCGCAAUGCACGGAAUCGUCUCCGUUUUUGGCCGCAAUGAAAACAUAUGCCGAAAUAUUCGAAAUUCAAAGUCAAAUUCAAACUCAAGAGUUUCCAGUCGAUCAGAUAUAUCGUUUAUGCAUAUUACGAUCCAUUCCGUUUGGACGGGAGGCCACUUGCUCAUCCCUCAUCGCCGUGAUUGCAUUUAUUAUUAU
Molecule: messenger RNA, 1107 nt
Organism: Drosophila persimilis
Lineage: Eukaryota; Metazoa; Arthropoda; Insecta; Diptera; Drosophilidae
Exons: 2
Coding region: 30-770 (246 amino acids)
Source: RefSeq, a predicted model, not a curated record